AUGUACGCCGUAUUAAAAAACUUAAUGUUGCCUGGUGAAAUUAAAACUCAAAAAUUUGAAACAGUCAUCUCAAAAUUAAAAGAUUACUAUUGUCCAAAACAGCUAGUAAUUUCAGAACGAUACAAGUUUAACUCGAGGAAGCAGAAAGAAGGUGAAUCAGUCAACGAUUUUAUCAUCGAAUUGCGUCGUCUUGCCUCGAGCUGUAAGUUUGAUGCAUUUUUGGAUCAAGCUUUAAGAGAUCGGUUGGUUGCCAGUUUAAGUGAUGACAUAAUGGUACGUAAACUAUUAGCUGAACCUAGUGCACUAUCAUUCGAUUCUGCGUGCAAAACUGUAAUGGAUAUGGAUACUGUAAGGAAAAAUACAGCCGUCAUGCAUGAGCGUGUUGAGGCAGAGACCUUGUCUAUUCGUCAAAAGUUCAAAAAUCAGUCAUCCAAAUUACAAUCUCACAAACACGAAGAUGUAUCGUCAAAAGCUAUUCAAAAAAAGAAGUAUGUUGGUGAGCGAAACUCCAGUCAUGGAAAUGCUUGUGGUCGGUGUGGUCGAAAAUCUCAUUCAAAGUCAGAGUGUCCAGCCAAGGAUUGGGUUUGUUUCAACUGUUCAAAAAAGGGACACACGUCUCAUAUGUGUAGAAAUAAUAAAAAGUCUGUGAAUAAUGUAGAAAUUAAUAACGUUUUUAGUAAUGCCCUUAAAACAACUGUUUGUAUUAAUGAUAUCACAUUUUUAGAUUUUGAGGUGGAUUCAGGCGCAGCUGUCACUCUGUUACCAAUGAAUGUCUAUAAUGCAGAGUUGUCGGGUUUUUUACUUCAGCCAAGUGAAGUUAGGUUGAUCACUGCAAAUUGGAAGUCUAUGAAAACCAUGGGUAGAGAUUGGUUAGACAUAGUUAAUCCACUGUGGAGGAGUCAGAUUGUGUGUACUAAACAAGUGGAAGUUUUGGUGGUGAAUGAUAGGUCAGUGGAAAAGUUUAAAGUUAAAUAUCCUAAAGUAUUUUCUAAUAAUGUGGAGCCAAUAAAGGUGUUUGAGGCUACUAUUGUGCUAAAAGAAAAUGUGGUACCAGUGUUCCUUAGAGCGUAUGAUGUUCCCUAUGCGAUUAGAGAUCAGGUGAUUAAAGAGUUGAACGCUUUAGAAAGCCAAGGUAUCAUCACAAAAGUGUCACAUAGUCAAUGGGCAUCUCCAAUUGUGUGUGUUCCACGUAAGAAUGGUAAAAUCCGGUUAUGUGUCGAUUUGAAAGUCACAGUAAAUAGGUAUGUAGAAAUGGACUAUUACCCCCUUCCUAAAAUUGAUGAUAUUUUUAAUUCACUAUCAGGUUGUAAAUAUUUUUGUGUGUUGGAUCUUACUAAUGCAUAUUUACAAUUAAGUGUAGCUGAUUCAUGUAAACAUUUAUUGACUGUCAAUACUCAUGUUGGUUUGUAUUGCUUCAAUAGAUUGUGUUUUGGGUUAAAAUCAGCACCACCAAUUUUUCAGUCAGUUAUGGAUUCUGUUGUCAGAGGUAUUCCACGAGUUGCAGCUUACUUAGAUGAUGUGGUGGUUGGAGGUGCAAAUUUAGAUGAAUGUAAAAGGCACUUAGGAAGCGUUUUAAGUCGGUUUGAAAAGUAUAAUAUUAAAAUUAAUACAGAAAAGUGUCAUUUUUUUAAAGAGUCCAUCGAUUAUCUUGGUUAUCGGUUGAAUGGUAGUGGUUUGUAUCCUAAUCCAGAGAAAGUGGAUGCUAUUAAAAAUGCACCUGUUCCAGUAAAUGUGACUCAACUCAAAUCUUAUUUAGGUCUAUUAAAUUAUUAUCAUACAUUUUUGUCGUUAUCCUCACUAUCUGAUGUAAUGGAACCGUUAUUAAGCCUUACUCGUAAAAAGUCUGAGUGGAAUUGGUCUUCAAAAUGUGAAAGAGCAUUUAUCAAGACAAAAGAUUUAAUAGCUGAAAAGUCUUGUCUGGUGUUAUACAAUAGUAAUUUACCUUUGGUUGUAGCAACAGAUAGUAGUUCUUAUAAUAUUGGUGCAGUCUUAAGCCAUAUCAUAGAUGAUAGGGAACAUCCUAUUAUGUUUGCAAGCACCACUUUAUCUGAGACUGAGAAGCGUUAUAUGACAGAUCAUGAGCCAUUAAAACAAAUAUUUAAUCCGUCUAAAAGUAUUCCACAGUUAUCUGCUGCACGUCUGCAACGUUGGGCUAUUAUAUUAGCUGCUUACAAUUAUGAAAUAGUUUUUAAAAAAGGAGAAUGCAAUUCUAAUGCUGAUGGUCUUUCACGUUUACCUUUAGAGUCUAAGGAAUCAGUUGAUAAUGAAUGUUGCUUGGUGUCGGUGGUAGCAUCGUUUGAAGAAAAGUUACUAACGUUUAAGAAUAUUGAACAAGAAACCUGCUUGGAUGAUAUACUAGUAAAAGUGGUUGGUUGUUUAAAUAAUGGUUGGCCACAUUUUUCACAGCUGAAUGAUGAGUUAAAACCAUUUUAUAAAAACCGUCUUAAGUUGUCGCUUGAAUCUGGUUGUAUCUUGUUUGGUAAUCGUGUUGUCAUUCCAAAACGUUUGCAAGUACAAGUCUUAGAUAUACUGCAUAAGGGUCAUCCUGGAAUAGUGCGUUGUAAAUUGUUGGCUCGUUCAUAUGUUUGGUGGCCUACUAUAGAGGUUGAUAUUUUAAAGUAUGUACAAUCAUGUAUGCCAUGUCAAGUGAAUCAGUAUGAUAAAAUUAAAAAAAUAUAUGCUCCUUUGCCAGAAACCUCACAAACUUGGAUGCGCUUACAUUUAGAUUUAUUUGAUGCCCAGCAGUGCAAGUUUUUAAUUUUAAUUGAUGACUAUUCCAAGUGGAUUGAGGUAUGGCUGAUGCAGAGUACUGACACUAAGUCUGUAGUGGAUAAACUAAAAUCUUGUUUUGCUUGUUUUGGGUUGCCAGCAAUAGUAUUAGCUGAUAAGGAGCCUCCAUUUAACAGUGAAAACUUUAAACAGUUUUUACUUAAAAAUAAUAUAAAAUAUAUGAAUUCACCUCCUUAUAACCCAACCUCUAAUGGGUUAGCUGAAAGAGGUGUUCAGACCAUAAAAAAAUACUUAUUAAAGAAUGUUGUGGCUGGGUGUCCACCGGGGAAAGAAGUAAUGAAGGAUAAAUUAUUAGGGUGCCUAUCUAAUUACCGUAAUACACCUUGUACAACUACACAGGUUGCUCCAGCAGAACUUAUGUUUAAAUUUAGAACUAGGACCCAGUUAUCUUGGUUAAUUCCCAAGAGUAAAGUGCAGUUAGAUUUAAAUACACCUGUCACCAGGGAAUUUAGUAUUGAUGACAAAGUCUUGAUUAAGAAGAACUUCAUUAAUAAAAAGGGUUAUACUUGGGAGUUGGGUAGAGUAACAAAAAAAAUUGGGUCAGUAGUUUAUUUGGUUAAAGUUAAUGAAAAAAUAAGGAAAGUGCAUCUUAAUCAAAUGAGAAAGAGUUAUUUAGCUAAUCAUCUCCAUUCACCUAAGUCUUUAUCGGUUUGUGAAGAUCUUAGUUUCAGUAACUUGGGCUCACAUUCCAAUAAUACAACAAACAUUAAUGAUACAUUGGGUACAAAGUUGACAACACGCCGAUAUCCAGAGAGAGAGCGUAAGGCACCUGAUAGGUAUCAACCUUAG
Macrosiphum euphorbiae (potato aphid) is the source of this 3579-nucleotide messenger RNA. The record is from the annotation of a GenBank genome assembly. NCBI's taxonomy places the organism in Eukaryota, Metazoa, Arthropoda, Insecta, Hemiptera, Aphididae.